AUGUUUGACGUACGAUCCAUUUUAAAUGGUACUCGAAUGAAUCAAAAGAGCAAAGAGGAAGAGAAGCCAGAAAAAGCCAAAAGUAUAACCAUGAAGGAGAUGGAUCGGAAAGAAAAAUUGGUUAAAGCUUGUUAUAGUGAUAGCAAAGGUUUUAAUGAUAAUAGCAACGAUCAGGAAAGCAAUAUUUUAGUGAUCUAUACGGAAAAGGAAAAUAGUUCAACUGAAAAUAAGCUACAAGGUAUAGGAAAGUAUCAACAACAUCUGCAACAAUGCUUUUAUGUGAUGAACAAUUGCGCUCUUUCUGCUACAGCACCAUUUGAACGACGGAUUGGAAUUAGCUUAAUUGAAUGUGCCCAAUUCUGUUCGAGUUUACCUGGAUGUCUUUCGGCAUCUUAUUCAAUACGUUUUUCAAUCUGUGAUGUUUAUCAUUUUAAAUUUGAUUUACGAGGAAAAAAAGUGUCGAAAAUGGAAUGGCAUUAUUAUUUGGAGCCACAAAUAGAUAAUACUUCUAAAUGUUUAAUAGACUGCCCAAAUGGUGAAAAUAUAGUAAUGAUGAAAAUGCAUGGAUGGAGGAUAUCAAAAUUUAAUGGUCAACAAAUAUCAGAAUUAUGUAAUGGAGCACUAAUUGAACAUCAACCACAACACGUACUUAUCACUUUUCCUGAUGCAAUUUUAACAACACCAACUUUAACGAAAUGCUUAUUAAAGUGUUUAUGGUCAAUUCAAGAUGGUCAAAUAUUUCAAUGUCAUUCGAUAAUGUACUUUUAUGAGCAAAAAAUCGAUAAUUGCAUAUUAAAUAGUCGAUCAAAAAAAAGCAAUCCAAAUAGUUUAAAGGAAGAAACAAUUUCAGUUGUUGAUUAUUUUGGUUUGGAUGAUUGUUUAAAUAUUCCAUUAAUGGAACAAACAUCAAAAACAAAUCCGAUACGGAUACAUCAAUAUAAAAAGCACCAAAAUAUUUUAAUAUCGAGAAAAAUGCAUAAUAAAUGGUAA
Messenger RNA from Cercopithifilaria johnstoni, 990 nucleotides. Lineage: Eukaryota; Metazoa; Nematoda; Chromadorea; Rhabditida; Onchocercidae. The record is from the annotation of a GenBank genome assembly.